Molecule: messenger RNA, 1370 nt
Organism: Sitodiplosis mosellana (orange wheat blossom midge)
Lineage: Eukaryota; Metazoa; Arthropoda; Insecta; Diptera; Cecidomyiidae
Product: dentin sialophosphoprotein-like
Exons: 4
Coding region: 97-1041 (314 amino acids)
Source: RefSeq, a predicted model, not a curated record
UAAGUGGUCGUAUUAAUCAUCGCGAAUUUUGGGUGUUUGAUUAAGAUUAAUUAAUCUUAAUCAGAUAGUCCGCCCAUCUGUAAUAAUAUUGAGGCAAUGGAAAUAGAUCAAAGCAAUUCUGCACCAAAAUCAAGUGAGCUACAGCAUGAUGUCAACCAAUCGGAGAUAAACACAAGCGGCAUGCAAAACGAUGGAAGUAAAGUCGUCGAAUCUGAUAUAGGCUCAAGUGGCUUGGAAGACAAUGAUGUUGAUACUAUUGAUGAAAUUGAAGUCAACCUAAGCGAUUUCAUACCAAAAUCAAGCGAGCUUCAACGUGAUGUCGUUGAAUUGGAGCCAGACUCAAGCGGCAACCAAAACAAUAGAAAUGAUUCGGCGCCAAAAUUAAGCGGGGUACAACGUGAAGUCGUCGAAUCUGAUCAAGGCUCAAGUGACUUGGAAGAUAAUGAUGUUGAUACUAUUGACGCAAUUGAAAAUAAUCAAAGCGAUUUGGCAACAAAAUCGAGCGAGCUACAGCACGAUGCCAUCGAAAUGGAGCAUCGCUCAAGUGGCAUGCAAUACAAUGGCAAUGAUCGUAUUGAGGCGAUUGAAAUUGGUCACAACGAUUUGGUACCAAAAUCGAGCGAUGUAGAGCGUGAUGUUAACCAAUUGAAGGCUAGUACAAGUGGCAUGCAAAACAAUGGAAGCAAUUCGGUGCCAAAAUCAAGUGAGGUACAACAAAUUGCCGAUUCGUCUGACGAUGAUGACGCUUCAAUUGCACUCACAGACACCACAAUCAAUGCUGAAUCUGAUGAGAGCAAAGAGAAUAUUGCACCACUAAACAUUUCUUCGGUUUCUUCUGAGGUACUUUUGUUGCCAUUUUUGCCACCUGUCGAAAUGCAAAACCACGUUGGUGCACAACAUGCAUUAGCCAUACUUGACUGCAAUGUACCGAACACAUCCAACUUGUCGACACCAAUGAUUCCCACUGCACCAGCAUUGCCACCAGCUGAUUUUGAAGGGGAUCUCAUUUGUAUGGAUGAUCCGUCAUCACUAUCAAUAUAGUGUUGUGCCAGAUUUACUCGACUUGCCAGCACCGAUAACUCCACUCCAACCGACAACUUCAUUUCAACUACCUAAACGGGGCAUCCCAGGUCUAAUUCCAUUGUGCGAUUUGGCUGAGCCGUCUACAAACAAGUAUGGUCCAUCAAAAAAAAAUGUCAAACACUUCUCAGUACAUUUUGGGAGUGCUUGAUAAGUUCGAAGGACAAAAAUCACAUACUGUGCCAGCGAAAGAGAUCAAACUCGUGGAAGACAUCGAUGAAUCGGACGAAAGUUUCGGUCAACUUGUCAGUGAUUCCGAAUAAUUUGCACGUUUAAUUUUUCAAGCUUGG